AUGCGACAAGCUUCACGGAAAACGAGCACCGGGACAACGGUACCUCGUUUGGAACGCGAUGCUCAACCCGGCAUUUCUGCUAGUUUCCUAGUUCUCAUGAAUAAACAAGUGCGGAAAAGCCUUACCUUCAACGACGAACACGUUUCUCGGCGAGCCGACGUGUUAUGGGGACGCUUGUCACUUUUUUUUAGCGGGAGCGGUCAGAAGCCUGCAGCGUCCUGUCGUGUGGUGGCGUUUCAAACCACGCUUUCGGGGAUCACGAGCGUCUUUCAAGCACCAAGGCAUACGACGCAAGCGCUGCGAGAACCAAGUUGUAGGCGACAAGGACUGCUUAAGAGGGCACGACCUGCACGCAGGAGCACUUUACCCGGGCGAGAACGAACGCUAGCUGCUUCUCGUCGAACGCUAUUCGUGCCACUGUACGCAAGUGCAAACGACAACGAUCUGCGAGCGCAGCAAGAGUCCUCUUCCCGCGCGACCAUUCGCAAUCGUUCAGCUACAACUCGCAGCGGCAACGACAGUAGUGUGAAAGAGGGAACCGAGCCCCAGCGUCCGCGAAGUGUAUCCGAGGUAGCGGUGGAGCAGUUUGAGGAGCAGCCAGGGCCCUCAACGACGGUGAUCGCGGCCACAUUCGUCGCAAUGUAUCUUACAAUUGGCACACUAUUCUACUCUACAGUGGAAUCGUGGUCGCCACUCGAUGCCCUCUACUUUGUCGUGCAGGCUGGGUUGAAUGUGGGCUACGGGGAUAUCCAGCCGACGAAGGAGAUCUCCCGUCUGUUCACGGCAGCUUUUGUACUUGCUGGAAACCUGCUGCUUGGUGGAGCACUAGCGCUUUUUGUCCAAGGAGCAUUGAUGAAGCAAGAACGACUGAUACAACAGUUUGCUGAUGAAUCCAACAAACUGCGCGUAACGAUGGAUGACGAAAACAACGACGGUGCCUGGGAGACGAAUGCGGGUUCCGGCGUUGCUGGCUGGGCGGUAUCGCUGUUUAGUGAUGCGGUGAGCUUUACCCGGGGCAUUCAUAAGGUUCUUUCUUCCUAUGCAAAACGCGCGGGAAGACGACUCUCCAAUGCUGCAGAAAAUGCGCUGAGCAGUUUCAGCGACGAUGCCAUGGACGCGCCACGCGGGAUAGACCUACUUGUACGCGAGCUCUCUGCGGUUGGUGCCGCGUUCCUGAAUACCCCGUUGGGAAACGUCAUCUCCUCUUAUUCCAUUUUAUGGCUGUGGAUUGGUUCAGGUACCGCUUUCGGAAUGAUUCACGAGCACUUGCCGUUUGCUGAUGCGUUACUCUUUUCGGUGAGCAGUUUGAGCACUUUGGGGAUCAGUCCGCCGCCGUCCAGCGACCCCGUUUCGAGGCUGUUCUGCACUGUCUUUCUGCUCAGCGGUGUCGCGGUGUAUGCGUUAACCCUAGGACGAGUGGCGAAUUUCUUCGUCGACCGAUACGAACGCGAGCAAGUUCGACGUCUCGUGACCACCCGUCUACGUCUGCGGAAGAAACUGCAGCAGAUAGCACGACGCUGCGAUAUUCACGACAACGCGGCAGCGCUGGCAUGGAAGGCCCAGAUGAGGAAGCAGCACGCAGAGCUUCUAGAGACGCCGCUUUGGCGGCCGCUUUCGGAAGCUGGCCUGGCAUCCGCUACAACACCAGAUCCAAGUCAGCGUACCGGUGAAGAUGGCGACAAAGCGGAGCCAUUGCCUGACGAGGAGACCUUGACCUGGGCUGAGUUUCUUGAGUGGAAGCUGCUCACCGAAGGUCGCAUUUCAGUUGAGCGCCUGAGCGCUAUUCGGCGGGAAUUUGAGCAAUGUUUCGAGAAGAUGUAG
Messenger RNA from Cyanidioschyzon merolae strain 10D, 1821 nucleotides. RefSeq names its product similar to outward rectifying potassium channel KCO. Gene Ontology annotation, cellular component: membrane. Gene Ontology annotation, molecular function: potassium ion leak channel activity. The record is from RefSeq and is a predicted model, not a curated record. Bases 1 to 1821 code for a protein of 606 amino acids. Gene Ontology annotation, biological process: stabilization of membrane potential; potassium ion transmembrane transport. NCBI's taxonomy places the organism in Eukaryota, Rhodophyta, Bangiophyceae, Cyanidiales, Cyanidiaceae. The transcript has a single exon.